CCUUUUCCGGUUUCAGCAGACGCAGUGUGUAUGUAAAAAUUUACAAUCUCAAAAUAUCGGAUAUUAAAGUUACAAUCAUGAGUUUAUUUUAACAUAAUUUGUUAUAUAAACGACUGAUUUAUAAUUUGAUAGUAAAAUUACUGAAAUUGUAACUUCGUACCCGAUUUUAUAAUGCGCCACUUGUACACGACCAAUUCGUUCAUACCCGGUGCUUUCUUUUCAGCUGAAAUUCACAAUGACACGAUAUUCAAUAGAUCCAGAAAAUGCGUCCAAGUCUGCGAAGGCUAGAGGUUCGCAUCUCAGAGUGCACUUCAAGAACACUCGCGAAACAGCUCAAGCGAUAAAGAAAAUGCAUCUUCGUAGAGCCGUUAAAUACCUUAAGAACGUGGUAUCAAAAAAAGAAUGCGUUCCUUUCCGUCGUUAUACCGCUUGUGUCGGUAGAUGCGCCCAGGCUAAGAACCAUGGAACCACUCAAGGACGUUGGCCCAUUAAGAGCGCCAACUUUCUGCUUCAAUUGUUAAAGAAUGCCGAAAGUAACGCUGAAUUCAAAGGUUUAGACGUGGAUCAUCUGGUUAUCGAACAUAUUCAGGUGAAUAGAGCUCCUAAAAUGAGAAGAAGAACCUACAGAGCGCACGGAAGGAUUAAUCCUUACAUGAGUAGCCCGUGCCAUAUUGAAGUUAUUCUUGGUGAAAGAGAAGAUGUCGUAGCCAAGCCGGCUGAGGACGAACCAACAAAGAAGAAAGUUUCACAGAAGAAGCUGAAAAAGCAAAAGAUGAUGAUGAGAAACGAAUAA
This is a messenger RNA of Dimorphilus gyrociliatus, 793 nucleotides long. NCBI's taxonomy places the organism in Eukaryota, Metazoa, Annelida, Polychaeta, Dinophilidae. The record is from the annotation of a GenBank genome assembly.